Messenger RNA from Penicillium taxi, 1425 nucleotides. RefSeq names its product putative MFS transporter. The record is from RefSeq and is a predicted model, not a curated record. The coding region runs from base 1 to 1425 and encodes 474 amino acids. Lineage: Eukaryota; Fungi; Ascomycota; Eurotiomycetes; Eurotiales; Aspergillaceae. The transcript has 7 exons. Gene Ontology annotation, molecular function: transmembrane transporter activity. Gene Ontology annotation, biological process: transmembrane transport.
AUGGGUUCCCUUUCAGAUCUCGAGGCUGGGGAUCAAAAGCCCACACAAAUACAUUCCCCGCAAGAAUCUGAUUCAGAGGAGACUUGUCUAAAACCAAUUGAAUCGAGCGCACGCGAUUUGUCUACAUGGCGCAAAUGCUUAAUUUUGUUUAUUGUCAGCUGGAUGACGCUGGGUGUUACGUUUUCCAGUACUUCGUUGCUGCCCGCUAUACCAGAGAUUGCGUCUGAGUUUUCGACGAGUUCGGAAAUUCUCAAUGUUAUUAAUUCCGGUGUUCUUAUUGCUAUGGGUCUUUCGUCUUUUAUAUGGGAUCCUAUUACUAAGAUCUUUGGUCAGAAAGUUGCCUAUAAUGCAGCUAUUGUUGUGCUCUGUGGAUGUUCUGCUGGAACGGCAUUGUCUAUCAACUUGCACAUGUUUAUUGCGAUGCGCAUCCUGAGUGGCUUCACUGGAACCUUUUUCAUGGUUGCUGGAAAUACUAUCAUCGCCGAUAUCUACGAGCCGGUCGUCAGGGGUACUGCGAUUGGUGUCAUGAUGGUUGGUUCUGUCAGCGGACCUGCAAUUGGCCCCUGUAUCGGUGGUAUAAUUGUCACUUUCUCUCAUUGGCGCAUUAUAUACUGGCUCCAAUGUGGCAUGUCAGCACUUGGUCUCAUUCUCUCGAUUCUAUUCAUACCCGUCCUCGAGAAAAUGACUGAGACCAAAGAGCCUAUUAAGGCGUCCUUUGUUCUACACAUGUUCAACCCUCUACGCAUCCUCCGCCCAUUCAUUUACCCAAACGUGUUUCUCUGUCAUCUCACUUGCGGCCUUCUUUCAACUUUCCAAUACGCCCUCCUCACUUCUGUUCGCACUAUCUUCAACCCUCGUUUCAAUUUAACCUCUCCACUGGUCAGUGGAUUGUUCUACCUUUCACCUGGAAUGGGCUUCUUGAUUGGAAGUGUCAUGGGUGGCAAGUUGUCCGAUCGUGCAGUUAUCAAGUGGAUCCGCAAGCGCAAUGGUGUGCGUCUGCCUCAAGAUCGACUGAAUAGCGGUCUCGCUACUCUUUUUGCUGUCCUUCCGGCCUCGACUCUGAUCUAUAGCUGGACUCUACAAGAGGGGGUCGGCGGUAUGGCCGUGCCUAUCAUCGCUGCUUUCAGCGCUGGCAUAGGACUACUGGGCUCGUUCAAUGGCCUGAACACGUAUUCAGCCGAGGUCAUGCCACAUAUUCGCUCUGAGGUGAUCAGUGGUAAAUAUCUAGUACAAUACUUGUUCGCAGCCGGCUCAACAGCAGCCGUGGAGCCUUUAAUCGGUGUAAUUGGGGUCGGUUGGACAUUUACAAUAUGUGUUUUCUUCGCUAUUAUCGGUGGUGUCAAUGUCUUCAUUAUCACUAGAUGGGGACUGGAAAUGCAACGAUGGGUUGAGCGCAAGCUUGAUAUCAAGCCCACCACAAACUGA